This is a messenger RNA of Drosophila takahashii, 1116 nucleotides long. Its product is annotated as superkiller complex protein 8. Lineage: Eukaryota; Metazoa; Arthropoda; Insecta; Diptera; Drosophilidae. The record is from RefSeq and is a predicted model, not a curated record. Gene Ontology annotation, cellular component: Cdc73/Paf1 complex. Gene Ontology annotation, molecular function: protein binding.
GCAAAAUAAUACGGUGUUAUCGAUAACAUUUUGAGCUCGUUCGCAUAAAAUAAAUAUUUUCCGGCGUUUUAAAAUGUUCUCCCUGCUACAUAAAGAAGAAAAUGCCCACGACAAUGCGCUGUGGGCUUGCUCCUGGGGCCGCGACACCGCCGAUCCGGAUCCGGAUGACGCGGGCACGGAGCCCGAGGAGGAGAAUCCCUUCGACUUUGACAAGAAGGAGGCGCGUCCCAAGGACUUUAUAGUCACCGGCGGUCUGGACGACUUGGUGAAGGUGUGGGAUCUGCGCGAGGACAACACCUUGAAGCUGCGCCACCAGCUGAAGGGUCAUGCUUUGGGAGUCGUUUCCGUGGCCGUCAGUUCCGAUGGACAGACCAUUGCCAGCAGCUCCCUGGAUUCAACAAUGUGCCUUUGGGAUGCCCGUUCCGGGGACAAGAAACACCUGCUCACCUUCGGACCCGUAGAUCUCUGGACGGUGGGAUUCUCGCCCUGCAACAAAUACGUGAUAUCCGGCCUGAAUGACGGCAAAAUCUCCAUGUACAGCGUGGAAACGGGCAAAGCUGAGCAGACGCUGGAUGCCCAGAAUGGCAAAUACACGCUUAGCAUUGCCUACAGUCCGGAUGGCAAGUACAUAGCCAGUGGAGCCAUCGAUGGCAUCAUCACCAUAUUCGAUGUGGCGGCGGGCAAGGUUGUUCAAACUCUAGAGGGUCAUGCCAUGCCGGUUCGUAGUCUAUGCUUUUCACCCAACUCGCAGAUGCUGCUGACCGGUUCCGAUGAUGGCCACAUGAAGCUUUAUGAUGUAACCCACUCGGAUGUUGUGGGCACCCUCUCUGGCCACGCCUCCUGGGUGCUGUGCGUGUCCUUUUCCGAGGAUGGCAAGCAUUUCGCCAGCUCCUCCAGCGAUCGCAGCGUCAAGGUAUGGGACACCUCGGAGCGCAAGUGCCUGCACUCCUUCGCCGAGCACUCGGAUCAGGUGUGGGGCGUUCGCUAUAGUCCCGGCAACGACAAGGUGGUCUCCGCCUCCGAAGACAAGUCCCUCAACAUUUACUACUGUCCGCCCAAUGCCAUUGUGUGAUCCCCGCCGUUUCGUACAAUAAAGCGUAGGUUUAAAACGAAAAA